Messenger RNA from Cricetulus griseus (Chinese hamster), 1920 nucleotides. The record is from RefSeq and is a predicted model, not a curated record. NCBI's taxonomy places the organism in Eukaryota, Metazoa, Chordata, Mammalia, Rodentia, Cricetidae.
CCCAGGGCAUCCUCAGCGUGGGACCAGAAAUGAAGAGCAAAUCCAGGCACCGCUCUCAUUCGGCUCCACGUGGGGGCGAUCUUCUCCCGCACCUGACCUGUGGCCUUCCUCGGUGGAAGGUGUGACAUUUGACUAGUGCGCCUUGUCUUUUCAGCCUGGACGCAAUUGCGGGAAGAGGUGUUUUCGGGCGGUUUCCGAGUUCUUGCUCCGCAUUGGGCCUGCAGAGUUGAGCCCGGCUCGGGUCUCACGCCCUGGUGGUAUCGACCUUGGAUCUCGUCAGCUCCUCACCUCCUCCCUCCUUGCACAGUCUGUCGGGCCCCAAGAUGCCUGGCGUCUCAGCCCGUGGCCUCUCGCAUGAGGAGAGGAGACAGCUGGCUGUGAACCUCACCCGCGUCCUGGCGCUCUACCGUUCCAUCCUGGACGCCUACAUCAUCGAAUUUUUCACCGACAGCCUGUGGGGCACACUCCCCAGCUCAUGGCAAGAAGCGCUAGAUGGACUAACCCCACCACAGCUGGCCACCCUGCUGCUGGGAAUGCCCAGGGAAGGGGAGGAGAUCAGGUACAGGUCCGUGUGGCCACUUACCCUGCUGGCCCUGAAGUCCACAGCCUGUGCUCUCGCCUUUACCCGGACACCUGGCUUUCAGACCCCAUCAGAGUUCCUGGAGAACCCCAGCCAAAGCUCCCGACUCAUGGCACCUUUUCGAAAACAUGUCAAGCCCAAAAAGCAGCAUGAGAUCCGGAGGCUGGGAGAGUUGGUGAAGAAGCUGAGUGAUCUCACUGGCUGCACCCAGGUUGUGGAUGUGGGCUCAGGCCAGGGCCAUCUCUCCCGUUUCAUGUCUCUCGGGCUGGGGCUGAUGGUGAAGAGCCUUGAAGGAAAUCAAAGGCUAGUUAGCAGAGCCCAGCGCCUAGACCAGGAGCUCCUGCAGGCUCUGAACAAAAUGGAGAAAAGGCACCCAAAGGUGGUGCAAAGAGGUCCCCGCCAUUCCCCCCAUCAUGUGGUUCAGUGGGUCAGCCCCACAGCCCUGUGUGAGGAGCUUCUGCUUCCUCUGGAGACAUCGGGCCAGGGUAGUGCCCGCCUGCUACUCACGGGCCUCCAUGCUUGUGGGGAUCUGAGUGUUGCCUUGCUGAGACACUUCUGCUGCUGUUCUGAAGUGGUGGCCUUAGCCUCUGUGGGCUGCUGCUACAUGAAACUCAGUGACCCUGGCAGCUACCCCCUGAGUCAGUGGGUAGCUGGACUGCCUGGCCAUGAACUACCCUACAGGCUCCGGGAGGGGGCCUGCCAUGCCCUAGAAGACUAUGCAGAGAGGCUACAGAAUGCAGGCCCUGGCUUGCAAACACAUUGCUUCCGUGCAGCACUGGAGACAGUCAUCAGACAUGUCUGCCCUGAGCUUCGGAGGCCUGGUGUGCAAGGAAUCCCCAGGGUCCAUGAACUCAAGAUUGAAGAGUAUGUGCAACAAGGGUUACAGCGAGUAGGUCUAGACCCUCAGCUGCCACUGGAUCUUGCUGCCCUUCGGGCCCAGCAGGCCCAAGAGAAUCGAGUGGUGGCCUUCUUCAGCUUGGCCCUCAUGCUGGCCCCACUGGUGGAGACACUGAUUCUGCUAGACCGGCUGCUCUAUCUCGAGGAGCAAGGCUUCUAUGCUGAGCUCUUGCCCAUCUUCAGCCCUGAACUCUCUCCCAGAAAUCUGGUUCUGGUGGCCACCAAGACACCCCUGGGUCAGGCUUUCUCUAUUCUUGAGAAUGAAGACAUCUAGCUGACGGUCUGAAACCAAGAUGCCAACAUGGCUAGUACAUCUUACCAUUUAGAGUGCCUGCUUCCUGCCUGAAUUCUGGCUCUCUGCAAACUUCGGAUUUAUACCCUUUCUCUCCCUUCAUAUGUAAUUUACUGUGUAACUUUUAUUUAUUAAAACUUUUAAGAUUUAA